Molecule: messenger RNA, 692 nt
Organism: Passer montanus (Eurasian tree sparrow)
Lineage: Eukaryota; Metazoa; Chordata; Aves; Passeriformes; Passeridae
Gene: SEC61B
Product: SEC61 translocon subunit beta
Exons: 4
Coding region: 137-394 (85 amino acids)
Biological process (GO): intracellular protein transport
Cellular component (GO): Sec61 translocon complex
Source: RefSeq, a predicted model, not a curated record
AGUAUCCGGGGAAGCCGCGUGGCCCCGGGAUGCGCGGGGCGGAGCCUGAUGCGGACGGGGACGUGGCCGGAGCGGCUGUAGCGGAGCGUGUGUGAGACCGAGCCGAGCCGAGCCGAGCCAAGCCAGCGCCGCCGCCAUGCCCGGACCCAACCCCAGCGCCACCAGCGUCGGCUCCUCCGGCCGCUCCCCCAGCAAGGCUGUGGCUCCCCGCGCCGCGGGAUCCACCGUCCGGCAGAGGAAAAAUGCCAGCUGUGGGACAAGGAGUGCAGGCCGUGCCACGUCCACAGGGACUGGUGGGAUGUGGCGGUUCUACACUGAGGACUCUCCAGGGCUCAAAGUGGGCUCCAGAAGAAGAGAUGGCCUGUGUGCAGAGUUCCUCACCAAAGCACCCUGAAAACCAACAGGUCCCCUCGAUACCUCCAGGCUCUCCUGAUCAUGGAUCAUGGUCAUGCCCUGAACUCAGACAGUGGACUGUGGCAGAGCUGUGAGAAACCAGCCCUUGGCUAAGGUCGCUGUCCCUGUGUUCCAUCUGGUGUGCAGGUGGAAAAAACAUCAAUUUCAACAUCUGAUGAAGAGUCCUGUAAACUGAACACCAGCUUGGUCAGCCUGGUUUGAUUAAGUAGGAGACAGUAAAUUUCUGAUGAAGUACUAUGUUAAUAUUUAUUUCUCUGACUUACCAAGGCUCAAAUUUA